Molecule: messenger RNA, 1863 nt
Organism: Paramecium primaurelia
Lineage: Eukaryota; Ciliophora; Oligohymenophorea; Peniculida; Parameciidae
Source: the annotation of a GenBank genome assembly
UAGAAAUUGAUGAAAUCAAGCAACAAAUAUUUUUUAUCAAAUGGUCAAGUAAUCUAAGGAUAUUAUAUUGAAUCAUUUAUUGGAAAAGGUCAAUUUGGAUAAGUUAAUUUCAUAUAAUAAUUUAGGUUUUCAAAGCAGUAAAAUUAGCCGAUCAAGUAUAAGUAGCAAUUAAGGUUAUCUAAAAAAAGAGAUUUUCAGAAAAUGAUGGAAUUUUAGGACAAUUAGUAUUAUCAGAAAUUAAGGCUCUAUAACUAAUAAAAAGUAAUCAUGUUGUUGGAUUUGUGGAGACAUUUUAAGAUGGCGAAUAUUGUUAUAUAGUAAUGGAAUAUUGUAAUUGUAAAUUAAAUAAAUAUUAUUAUUUUAGCUGGAGACUUAGAACAACAACUAAAGAAUCCUAACUUUAAAUUGACUGAAUAAGAUGCUAAAGGAAUUAUGAAACAAAUAUUAAAGGGAUUGAAAGAUUUGCAUUCAAAAUUUAUUAUUCAUAGAGAUCUUAAAGUUCAAAAUAUAAUGGUUCAUAAUAAUUCAAUUUACAAAAUUGCUGAUUUAGGAUUUUGUAAACUCUUAUAAAAUGCAGUAUUAGAUGAUAAUUAUUAUAGGAUCAAAAAUCAGUAUUAUAAUUGGGAACAUUAUUUACAAUGGCACCAGAAAUAUUUAAUUAAAAUCAAUAUGGAUUAUCAUCAGAUAUGUUUUCUGUUGGAGUCAUAUUUUAUUAGAUUCUAUACAGUAGAUAUCCAUUCAAAUAAAAGGAUUACUUAUCAAAUAGUCAACGUAUGAGAAUUAUAUAUUAUAUAUUAGCAAAUAUUAAUUUUGAAAAGAAUAAAAUUGAAGUUUCAGAUCAAACAAAAGAUCUCUUGAAGAAAAUGCUAUCUUUUGAUCCUAAAACUAGAAUAUCUUUUCAAGAUUUAACACUUCAUCCAGCUUUUGAAAAACCAAUUUUUAGUAUAUAUAUAUAUAUUAAUUUUAUUAGGUUAAAUCAGCAAUAUACAAUUGUAAGCUAAUUUAAUUAAAAUGGAUGACCAUUCAAAUUUUUAUUAGAAAUAGUCAAAAAUAAUAGAAGAAAAAUAAUAAGAGAUUUUAAAUCAAAAAUAAAUAGAAGAAAAAUAAUAAGAUAUUUUAAAUCAAAAAUAAAUAGAAGAAAAAUAAUAAGAUAUUUUGAAUCAAAAAUAAAUAGAACCAAUAAAUCAAAUGGACUCAACAUUAUAGAAAAAAAUUAAAAUUAUUGAAAUAUCAGAAAUAAAUUCUAAUUAUUUAGAAAAUAAAUUAAGUUUAGAAAUAGAAAAAAUUAAUAAAAAGAUAAAUGAAAUGUACUUCUUUUCUAAUACAUUACAAGAAGUUAUUUAUGUUCUUUAAUAACCACAUAUUAUGGAUAUAUUGUGUAUUAAAAUAAAACAAUUAUGUGAAAGUAUUCUCAAAAUGAUUAAGGAGAAUAUGUAACAAUAUAAAAAUCAAAAAUAAUAUCAACAUGAUUAUGAUUUACUUGAAGAAUAGAAUCGUGAAAUGGGUUCAUUUUAUGAAUUAAUUUAAUAUUAAUUGUUAGAUGUCAAAGAUCAAUUAAAAUAAUUUUCAGAAAAAAGUUUAGCUGAAUCUAUAUCCUAACAUAACGAUUAAGAAUAUUUAUUAAAUUAUAGAUUCUCCUAAUUAUUAAAUAGUUAAUUAAAUAAAGACUGUAAAAUUAUAAAUUUUGCAUUCUCUCAUGUAGUUUUAUGUUACUUAUUUUGCAAAACCAAAAAUCCAUAAUUUAUUUAAUUUGAUGAAACUACUUUCGAUUUUAAUAGAUCCACAGAAUAAUUUCCAGAUUCAGUUAAACUUUUAGUAUAAUUAGAAACAAACUCUUCAAUUAAUUUUAAUUAAUAUUAUUGA